Euleptes europaea (tarantolino) is the source of this 1652-nucleotide messenger RNA. RefSeq names its product coiled-coil domain containing 183 (gene CCDC183). The transcript has 14 exons. The record is from RefSeq and is a predicted model, not a curated record. Lineage: Eukaryota; Metazoa; Chordata; Lepidosauria; Squamata; Sphaerodactylidae. The coding region runs from base 7 to 1647 and encodes 546 amino acids.
AUCACCAUGAAGUUCCAGAAGCAAAAAGACCUUAAGCAGCAGAUUGACCAAAUGCAGAAAAUUCUUUCCGUCCAAGAGCAAGGGAAGAAACUUUUUGGUCAGGCGAUCAAGGAGGCUAUCAGUAAGAACAGUGACCUGAUCAGAUUUCUGCUUGCGACUGCACGGGAUGGAAUGCACGAUCUGAACCUGGCGGUCAAGUAUGACCAAGUUACAAUCAGCCGGGCCUGCCGAGAUCGGAAGCACCUCAAAAUAUAUUUGUCCAAAGAAAACAUGGAGAAAGCUCGAGAGGUUUUAAGCAGUUACGUCUUCGAUCGGAUGAAUGUGCAUAACUUCUUGCUGUAUGAAGUGCAGAGGAGGGGGGAGCUCUUGCAAGAGAUGCAGCUGAGAUUGCAACGGCUGAUGGAGUUGGAAACUGCCAGCCCUGAGGUUCAGGCCCAGUUGCAGAUAAUCCGUCAGCUGGAGAACGACAUUGAGAAGAUGCUUGUAAAAGUUGGCACUGGACAGAAGGCCCAUGCCUUGUACCAGAAGAUGGUGGAUUUGCUGAGAGAUGAAGUGGCUCAGUUACCUCUUCUAUUGGACAGCCUAGAGCAUAUGGUGGAGGUCUAUGAAGGGGAGCUCAAAGGCAUGCAUCUAAUGGCCAUAGACAGCACAGAGGCCAUGGAGGCUGCCAAGGCAGAGAUGAUGAAUACAGAGACCGAGUUACUUACUGAGAGAAAGUUCAGGGACAAUUCACUCAGCAGCCAGAAGAAACAGAUAGAAAGGAUCCGCACCAAGGAAGCCACUGAGAGACACAAAAAGAUGCUGGUCCGACGUGAUCUCGCUAUGGAUUUUCCCUCCCUGGGAGGCUGGGAAACGAAAGGUACAAAACUAGACGUUUCCAAGGCUCAGGUUGAGUACGAGGGUCUGGUGACCAGCGAGGUGGAAAAGAUCAAGAGUGCAGUCCAGUGUUCCCAUCUUUGGGAUAUUGCUGGGAGAUUCACAGCCCAGAAGAAGUCGGAGGAGAACCUGUGGCAGCAGAUUGCAGAGAGUGAGAAAAAACGCAGAGAUCUGAAGGCCCAGCUGAAGCAGCUGGAACUGGACCGGGCAGAGCUGAAAUUCCACCAGACCCAGAGCUCCAUCAGCUUCAGUAAGCUAUCAAAGGAGUUGCAGAAGAACCUGAAAAAGGAAGCAGCCAGGCUUCAAGAAGUGCAGUCUCGGGCAAUCAAGCACCAGGAGCUCCUACUCCAUUUCGAAAAUGGGGUUGAAAACCUCACCAUGAGGCUCUGUGGCAUCCCUGUUCCUGGCCAGGAAGAGUUCCGUAUGGACACCGGUGAUGUAUUUGACAAGCUGCAGUUCUGUGAAGUGAAGCUGAUGCAUCUGUUACAGAUAUUUAACACCAUGGCAAGUUUUGACUACAGUCAAGAUGAGACCAAUGAGACUUUUGUAGAAGUCAGAAACUUUCUAGAGGAAAGUACCAGAGAUCAGGAUGAGAACCUGAGGAUCACUUUUGAAGAGGAUGAAGAUGAUGUCAGAGAGGUCUUCAACUUUGCUGACAUUGACCACAGUGUUGUGCCCAACCGGGAUGAGAUCAAGAAGCAAGGCUUAAAACUCAUUGAAGACAAGACUAAGGUCACUAAGAAAAAGCAGAGAGGACCCAAUAAAAAAUAGUGGUU